Metopolophium dirhodum (rose-grain aphid) is the source of this 1232-nucleotide messenger RNA. RefSeq lists its product as uncharacterized. The transcript has 5 exons. The record is from RefSeq and is a predicted model, not a curated record. NCBI's taxonomy places the organism in Eukaryota, Metazoa, Arthropoda, Insecta, Hemiptera, Aphididae. The coding region runs from base 248 to 1099 and encodes 283 amino acids.
UUUACAAACUAAAAAAAAAUAUGUUAUACAUUAUAUGGCUUUAAAACAAGCUUUAAAAGCAGGAUUGGUAUUGGAAAAAGUACAUAGAGUUUUAAAAUUUGAUCAAUCUCCAUGGCUUGAAAAGUAUAUACGAUUAAACACAAAUAUGCGGAAAAAUGCAAAGAACGAUUUUGAAAGAGAGUUCUUCAAACUAAUGAAUAAUGCAGUCUUUGGAAAAACUUUGGAAAAUGUAAGGAAUUGAUUAAGAAUGAUGCUGGUGUGUGACGAAAAAAAGUGUUUAAAGUUAAUUAACCUAAAUACGUUCAAGGACAUUACAAUAUAUAACGAAAACCUGGUCGCAAUACAUUUGAACGUUGAUAUAUUAAAAUUUGAUAAGCCAAUAUACGUAGGAUUUUCUAUUUUGGACAUAUCAAAAACUUUAAUUUAUGAUUUCCACUACGGAUCAAUGGUAAAAACUUAUGGCGACAAUAUUCAACUGAUGUACACGGACACAGAUUCAUUGAUUUACAAUAUAAUGACGGUUGACUAUUACAAUGAUUUGAUGAACAACCUUGAACUUUUACAUCGCAUGGAUACUUCAAAUUUCUCAAUUGAUCAUCCAUACUAUUGUAUCGACAGAAAAAAGUUACCAGGAACUUUCACUGAUGAAUGUAAUGGGAUAGCAAUAAGACAAUUUAUUGCCCUACGAGCUAAAUCUUAUGCAUUUAAUAUAGCUGGUGUUGAAAAAAUCAAGGCAAAAGGAAUACGUGGGCAUGUUGUUAAAAACCAUUUAAGUAUUUCAGAUCACAAGAAAUGUUUGUUUUGGAAAGGUGCAAUGAUCGAUGACAAAAGUGCACGAUCUAUGGCAAUCAUUCAAUCUGAGUUGUUUAAAUCUAUUGGGCAUACAUCAUCAACGAAUGAGUAUACACCGUUUAGAGUAAACAAUUCAUUUAGAUCGUACAAUCAUCAGAUGAAAACAAUUUCAACAGUUAAAUUAGCGUUAAACCGAUUGGACGAUAAGAGACAUGUGCUUGACGACCAAAUUCAUACCUUAGCUCAUGGUCAUUAUCGUAUAGAGGAACUUGAGAGGGUGGAAGCAGAGAUGGUUGCAAUGAUGUAGGGAAUAGGAUAUUAAGUUUUAUGAAGAUAGUUGAUUAUAUUAUAAGUAACAUGUAUACAUUAUAUUUAAUUUUAAAAUCUGAAAAUAUCAUUUAAAAAUCAUGUAUCAUUUUUCUGUAAAUAUUAUGUUUAUG